UAUAAUCCGACGAAAGAUCUAUCGGCAGCAACGGUGGGCAACAUGUCCAAAUUCCAGCAUCUUAUUGUUGACACGUCGGCGUUCAUAAAGAAUGUGCAACUGCAAACUUUCGCCGAAAACUGCUACACGGUGCAAGGAGUCUUGGACGAAAUCCGCAAUGAUCGACAGCUGAAAGCAUUGACUGUGUUGCCGUACAGCUUACGGGUGAAGGAACCGGAUCCGGAUGUCGUCGCCAAGGUUGUAGCAUUUGCGAAAAAAACCGGCGACUAUGCGUCGUUGUCGAUGGUCGACCUGCGUGUGAUCGCUCUUACGUACGAACUUGAAACGGUUCAUGUAGGCCGGGACCAUCUUCAAGAGGAACCAAAACCGGCGGUCACAGUGGCGGCCGCCACGAAGCCAAAAGAACUGCAGGGAUUGGAACUUACGAAAGGGUUCUAUGCAUCAUCAAAAGCACGAUCCGAGCGCCAAGAUAGUAAGGAAGAUGAUCAUGAACGGAAGGAACACCAGCACGAGAUGGAUUGUCAGGAUGAAGCCAAGGACUCAAAGGGAAGGCCCCUUAACACCAGUUCUCUCGAGGUGACAGAUGACCUUUGCGAUGUGGUUCUGGAACAGGCAAUCAGUACUUCCGACGACGAGAAUAGUACUGAUCCGGAAGAAUGCUCGGAAGCAAGUGAAGAGGAGGAUGACGAUGACGGUUGGAUAACUCCAUCAAACAUCCAACAAGUGAAGCGGGAUUAUGGCCAGGACUGUCUGGAAGAAACUGUCUCUCCGGUCGCUUGUAUGACAACUGAUUUCGCUAUGCAAAAUGUGUUGAAGCAGAUUGGGCUGAAGAUAGCAGCUCUGGACGGCCGUGUGAUACGGCAGUCGCGUACCUAUAUCCUGCGCUGUUACGCUUGCUUCAAAACGACACCGGACUCGACGAAAGUGUUCUGUCCGAAGUGUGGCAACCGCACUCUGAAGAAGGUAGCUGUUAGUCUCAACCCAGAUGGCACACAGAUCAUUCACAUCAACAGUCGUCGAGCGCUUACGGCCAAGUAUAAGAACAAGCCAGUGGCCAAAUUCGAAGGUGGUAAACAUGCCACCAACCCUUUGCUGUAUGAGGAUCAACCGUUGCCUCAGCAGCGUAUCUCAAAUAAGGCACGCAGCAAGACGAACGCCCUCGGAGAUGACUACACUGCCGGCUUCUCACCGUUCGUGAUGCGCGACGUGGACUCCCGAUCGGCCGUCCUUCGUGGCUCCUCCAAUCUGAAGCAACGGAUGACCAAUCUUUCUUACGAUAACAAGCGUCGAGGUUAUCGUAAGUGAAUUGAAGCCAGUUUUCAUCGGAAUUCCUAUGUUAACAUCUGUUUUUCAUCGUCGCGCCCAACCGCCUUCGGACGCUUUUACAAUUCGCAAAAUACACCAUGGAAUUUCUGUUCGCCAACAUAACA
This is a messenger RNA of Anopheles cruzii, 1430 nucleotides long. Its product is annotated as RNA-binding protein NOB1. Gene Ontology annotation, biological process: ribosomal small subunit biogenesis; maturation of SSU-rRNA. Gene Ontology annotation, molecular function: RNA endonuclease activity. The transcript has a single exon. NCBI's taxonomy places the organism in Eukaryota, Metazoa, Arthropoda, Insecta, Diptera, Culicidae. The coding region runs from base 43 to 1305 and encodes 420 amino acids. Gene Ontology annotation, cellular component: preribosome, small subunit precursor. The record is from RefSeq and is a predicted model, not a curated record.